This is a messenger RNA of Sinocyclocheilus anshuiensis, 4743 nucleotides long. Its product is annotated as neuropilin-1a-like. The coding region runs from base 521 to 3397 and encodes 958 amino acids. NCBI's taxonomy places the organism in Eukaryota, Metazoa, Chordata, Actinopteri, Cypriniformes, Cyprinidae. The record is from RefSeq and is a predicted model, not a curated record. Gene Ontology annotation, molecular function: vascular endothelial growth factor binding; vascular endothelial growth factor receptor activity; semaphorin receptor activity. Gene Ontology annotation, biological process: positive regulation of endothelial cell migration; regulation of vascular endothelial growth factor receptor signaling pathway; vascular endothelial growth factor signaling pathway. The transcript is spliced from 17 exons. Gene Ontology annotation, cellular component: focal adhesion; axon; plasma membrane.
GCAGAGAGACCGCGCGUCUCUGCCUGGAAGGGGUUAGAGGGUUUGCUCGUUUCCAGUCCUGCCCAUUCUCACUCAAAGAGGAGGAACGAGAGCAACCAGUGCUGCGGGAGUUUUGACACCCCCAGUCUUCAGAUAGGAUGCUGACACCUUCACACCAGAGAGAACCUGCUAAAUAUACCCACCGGUGCCCGUCUACGCACGACAAAGAGGACGGCAAUCAGUCAUUGAAGGGAGUGACCCGACCGCGCGCGCUGAAGCGCCCACAGCCCGCUGUCAACGAGCCGAGGACGCGCUGUCAAGCCGCUCCAGACUUGGAUUAUGAAAUUUCACAGCGCUGACUGACUGUGCAAGAAUCUCCCGCUUUUCAGGGCUGUGAGUUUUCUUCUUCGCGUUAUGGAACAGGAGACAGCGGUUCCCUGAUCUGAGUGACAGGAUCUCUCUCCAGCUUCCAAACUACCACGCGGAUUCAAAAAUUAUUCAUACACGAAAUCCUGAGGAUAUAACGGAACAGAUUUUGAGGAUGUACUGGAGUUUGCUCUGUGUGACUCUAACGGGAUUGUCCGUGGCUCGCGCUCUAACGGAAAGUCCCUGCGGUGGGAAAAUCACAAUCUCCAGCGCCGGGUAUGUGACCUCUCCUGGUUACCCGUCUGCAUACCCGGUGAACCAGCAGUGCAGCUGGCUGAUCCAGGCGCCUGAUCCACAGCAGAAGAUCCUCAUCAACUUUAACCCGCAUUUUGAUCUGGAAAGCCGGGAAUGCAAGUAUGAUUUUGUACAGGUGUUUGAUGGUGUGGAUGAGAAUGCUUUCUCUCCUGGGAGGUUCUGCGGCAAAAUCGCUCCAUCUCCGAUUAUCUCUAGUGGAAACUCUUUACUCAUCAAAUUCACCUCCGACUAUGAAAGCAGUGGAGCCGGAUUCAGCAUCCGCUAUGAAAUACACCGCACAGGUACUGAAUGUUCCAGAAACUUCACAGAACCACACGGAGUGAUUCAAACCCCCGGUUUCCCUGAUAAGUAUCCAAACAACCUGGAGUGCACUUUCAUCAUCUUUGCACCCAAGAUGGCAGAGAUCGUUUUGGACUUCCAGAGCUUUGAUAUGGAACCGGACACAACCGCACCUGUGGGGGCCGUCUGCAGAUUUGACUAUCUGGAGAUAUGGGAUGGAUAUCCUACAGUGGGGCCUCACAUUGGUCGAUACUGUGGUUCCAGACAGCCAGGUCGUGUGAUCUCGUACACCGGCAUUCUCUCUCUCAGCAUCCACACCGAUAACGCCAUCACCAAGGAGGGCUUUUCAGCCAAUUACAGCAUCCGAACCAGCUCAGACUCAUCUCAGCCGCACCAAGGUGAGUGUAUGUCUCCUUUAGGGAUGGAAAGUGGUGAGAUCACAGAAGACAGGAUAUCUGCAUCAUCACAGUAUAAUCCCAGCUGGUCUCCGCUGCGCUCCAGACUGAAUUUCCCUGACAACGGCUGGACGCCGUCAGAGGAUUCUGCUCGGGAGUGGAUACAGGUGGACUUGGGUUUCCUGCGGUAUGUGACGGCCAUAGGAACACAAGGUGCCAUUUCAAAGGAAACAAAAAAAGCUUACUACGUCAAAACAUACAAGAUCAGUGUGAGCUCAAAUGGAGAGGACUGGAUUACCCUGAAAGACAAAACCAAACAGAUGGUGUUUGAUGGAAAUCAAAAUCCCACAGAUGAGGUACGUGCCAGGCUGCCCAAACCCACCCUCACCCGUUAUCUACGGAUACGACCUCAGACCUGGGAACAGGGCAUCUGCAUGCGUUUCGAGGUGUACGGAUGUAAAAUAUCAGAUGCUCCAUGCUCCAGUAUGCUAGGGAUGGUUUCAGGUCAGAUUUCGGACUCUCAGAUCACAGUGUGGCCAUCGGCAGAGAGGGGCUGGCUCCCAGAACAGGCCCGGCUCCUAACCGGCCGAACGGGCUGGGUGGUCGCUCACCCGCAGAAUCUCGGGAAGAACCAGUCACUGGAGCUGGAUCUAGGGGCCCAGCGGAUGGUAACGGGUCUCAUCCUGCAGGGAGGGAAAUACAGAGAUGUAAAUAUUUUCAUCAAACGCUUCAGAGUUACAUAUAGCACGAAUGGAACGGACUGGAGCCACAUACUAGAGAAGAACAGCAACAAAGUGAAGGUGUUUAUGGGUAAUCAGAACCAUGACACACCAGAAGUAUGUACUUUUGAUCCAGUGCUGAUGCGUUUCCUGCGUAUCUACCCUGAGCGUGGCUCUCUUGAAGGCAUUGGGUUAAGGCUGGAGGUUUUAGGGUGUGAACUGCAAGAGUCCACAACGCCUCUUCCCCUCACCACCACCAUGGAAACUACAGUAGCUACCGUCACUAGCGCUCCAGGGAAUAUUCCAAUAACCACCACUAUUCCAAUGACAGUGGAGAGUUGCGAUGAUGAUGGCAACUGCCAUAGUGAAGCAAUGACAGACUAUGACACAACAGAAACUGCAGUUGCAGAGCCAUUUCUGGAAUUGGAAGCAGUACCUGCAUACAUCUGGUUUGCCUGUGACUUUGGCUGGGCUGAUAACCCCUCGUACUGUGGAUGGAGCCAAGAUGGAGGUGAAGGAGCCGAAUGGCAUAUAAAUAACAACAGCAAAUACGCUGAUCACAAACUGCCUAAUCUGGACCACACAGGGAUGCCUCACAACUUCAUUUACGCAGGUUCUAACACAAACACACAGAUAGAGAUCGAGAGAAAAACUGAAACAGAGACAGAUGAAGAACUGUCGAGAAAAGGAAGAGUGGCGAGGCUGGCCAGUUUGCCGGUCACGGCCCCAAAUUCAAACCUGUGCAUGUCAUUCUGGUACCAUUUCACUGAGAAACACAAAGGAACUCUGAACAUCAAGCAGAAGAUAGAGCCAUUAGAGGUGGAGGAGGAGAGAGAGGAUGAUGAGGUUCUGAUCCGCUCUGUGAACGGCCAGAUGAAAAGCAGAUGGAGGGAAGGAAGAGUUCUGAUUCCCAGUGCCGACACUCCUUAUCAGGUGAUCAUUGAGGCUCAAGUGAAUCCUACAGAAUCUGGUUACAUCUCACUGGAUGAUAUAAAGAUACUGGAUGAAGUGGAUCCUGAAGAGUGCAAGGACCCAGAUAAUACAGAAGGUGAUGAAGAUGAAGUUGAUGAGAUUGUGAACUGUGAGGGGGCUGACAACACCUUGUGGAGUUUUGGACGCGGCUCCAUGCUGAAGAGUUUAGACCCCAUCCUGAUCACCAUCAUCGUGAUGAGCGCUGUGGGAGUCCUGCUGGGUGCCGUGUGCGGGGUGCUGUUCUACUGCGCGUGCGCUCACACUACAAACAGGAACCUCUCCGCUCUGGAGAACUACAACUUUGAGCUGGUGGAUGGAGUAAAACUUAAGAAAGAAAAACUCGGUGCACAUAAAUCUUACACAGAGGCAUAAGGAAUGCUGGAUGAACCCAGGAAACAUUUGCGGGACAAUGUUGGAGGAACGUUCUUAGAACGUUUUUUUUUUUGACGUUUCUCAAGGCGGAGACUGAGGUUAUUCUCAGGAUGUGAAGGAAGAGGGACUGGCCUCUAGAGGACGCUGUGUAUAGAUUGUACAGCCAGACGAUGAUUGUCUACUUGUUUGUUUGUUCGUUUGUACAUUUGUUGCUGGUGAUGAGACCAAGACAAAAUGAUGUAUCCUCUCACAAAGUUGGAUUUUUUUUUUCUACAAGCCCCCUUUGCAGAGCUGUACACAACUGGGUUUUCAGUGUUAUUGUGCUCAUUUAUGCUUGGAGACGUGUUUGUUCAGUUGGUAACUCACUCUUCAUUCCAAUGGUGCCUUUAAACGUGUGUUUGUUGCCUUUUUACACAUGGGUUCCUCCUUACACAGACAGUCAUUUGCUCUUGAGCACAAACCGUUCACAGAUACAGGCCAAUACAGGUCAGAGGUCAGUAUUGCAUCUAAUAUAUCUCAACAGAACAUACGCACGACGUCUAUGUCAAUGUUAAGUAUCUAGAUUCGGUUAAGUAUCUAGAUUAGGUAUCGCUUUUAUUAGGUUCAUCUUCACACUAUAUAUAUUGUAAAACAGCAGUUCAUAUGACAUUCCUUGAGUCAGUGUUUUUUUAAACAAAGGAAUAUUAAUGUGGAAAUCUUCUUUCAGCUGCCCAUGUGACAUGUCUGUAAACGUGUUGCCAUGGUAUCGAGUGACAUCAUGUUUCAGAAUGGCAUCAUAGUGUCUGCAGACCAUCUGUGAAAAUAGUGUCUUCUAGACUGGACCCCUCCUGAUCAGGAGACGCUGGGGAGAAGCUCACUCUGGGAACGUCUGGGAAUGGAAGCGGAGACAAAGCAAAUGAAGCAUCUAAGAGCGCUAAUGUUGGAGCAUCUCCCCAAGGAAAUUAAUUAUAUUUGAAGGAUGUAAAAGGCAAAAACUGAUCCAUGCUCUUAAGCAUUGACAGGACAAUUUAAGAAAGAUGAGGCGACAAGUGCUGACAAAGGCAUCUGGGUCUAUUUCACACACAGCAGGAAAGCAGUUUGUUUUCAGCAGCUUGAAGGAGACACCAGAAACUUUUCUCCCACUCAAAUGAACCAACGUGUCAUUUUGCACUGAGAAUUAUAUUUAAUGAAAGAUUUAGAUAGUAAUAAAAGUGUUAAGUACUUUAAAUGGUAAGAGAAAUUCAACUGUCAGUGUAACAGCUCACUUUUUUUAUGUUAUUUAAAAUGAAAUGGUAUUUUUCGUAAUUGUAAUAGUUGUUUUUGUGUUCUGAGGAACUGAAGUGACACUGAACUGGCUUUUCAUCACA